CCUCUCAGUAUCCCUCCCCUUUACCUUUACAAUAAGUUAACAAUACACUCACGAACGACCCACUAUAGCUUUAGAGUUCCAGUAACACGCCAACUAAAAAAAGGAUGGGAGGGGCAAACACGACACGGUGUACGUUUACGGUCUUUUGCAUUCUUUCGCUUUCGGUAAGGCGAUCAGGCUUUAACAAAAACAAAAAACACGCACAGAAAAGAGGCAACGGAAGACGCGCAGCAGAAAAGGCACGUGCCCUCUAGACUAUUCCCCAGAGUAUUUAUUAUUGAAUCUAAGCGAAAUAUUUGGACAGAAUAUUAAGUCCAGCAGUGACUUCCUCGGUUGAGAGCAACAAUACAUAGGAAGUCCUCAAAACUACAGGAACACAAGCUGCGUCGCUAAGAAUCAAAAUGAACUUUCAAGAAGAGGAAGAGGAUGAGAAGGACUACGACCCGCUUGAUACCACCCUGAAAUUUGUCGACAGGAAUGAUGAAGUGGAUCAGUUUGCAUAGCUGAUAUAUUUGCUGUUGACCACCUCAGACACAGAUGAACGCUAUCUCAGAGCAGAGAUGUCCUGCGGCCACGCUGUCACUGCUGAAUCGCUGACAAACUGGUGUCGGAGCCAGCUGGACCAGGGGGAAUACAUAUUCAGAUGUCCUGCUUUGGUCGAAGGUACCAAACUGUGCAACAAAGAGCUGCCGUACCGAGAGGUUCGCAGACUGGCGAAUCUGACUGUUGAAGAAAUGAAGCACUUUGAGGAGACCAUGGGCCGCCUGACUGCUACAGAAAACUGCAAGGUUCAGACAUGCCAACAGUGCCAGACAAACAUGGAGAGGAAGGAUCUGUCCAACCUGUGCGUCCAGUGCGUCGUAUGUAGAGCGGAUCGGAAGGAGACCUACCUGUUCUGCUGGCAGUGCUUGAAGCCGUGGAAAGGUCCAGCCCCUCGAUCUGACCGCUGCGGCAACGACGGCUGCGUCAACAGGGACCUGGAAGUUCUCCAGACAUGCAACUCUGUCAGUCUACCCCAGGUAAAGGGCGUCACCAGCUGCCCCUCUGUCCAGGUCUGCCCCAAAUGUGGCAUCAGGGUGGAACAUAACCGAAAGAACUGCAAAAGUAUUCAUUGUCCUCGGUGCCGUGUGGAAUUCUGUUUUGUCUGCCUGAAACUAAAGGUUGAAUGUUACAAGACCAGUUCACCGUACGGCAUGUGUAGUAGUGGCGUCGCUCCCAGGCAGACCUCCAUCCCUGUGUGGAAGAAAACAUGAGGACAAGGGCCUCGUCUUUAUUUCAUGCACAAUUUAAGAUGUUUCAGGUAUACUUCUAAAUAACAGCCACACAAAUAAUUUGAUAGAGAUUGAUACGACACUAUAACUAAAACUUUGAUAUUCGCUAUAUAAACAACACAUUUGUGCUAUGUGACCUAGUAUCCAAAGCCGCUAAUGUUCUUUUUGCACAAUCCCUGAAUGAUAUUUGAUCGGUGAGUAUUAAUCAUCAGAACGUAGCAUACAAAAUGGGACGUAGCAUACCCAUCAUCAGUGUGACUGUGGCUAAAAUUACAGAAAUAUCAGCAUCAUGAGCUCUUUAAUCAGUUUCAUAAAAAAUAGAAGUCUGAAUUUUAAAAUCUAACAACUAAGAGAACAUAAACCUGAUCUCAAGUGUAGCUAUUUAAACUUUAUACAAUAAUAAAGGGGGCUAGUUAGCCCUGAUGCCUCCCAGUGAGAAGGUCUGGGCUCAGGUCCCAGAAAGGUUCGGGCCUUCCUGGGUGGAGUUUGCAUGUUCUCCCUGUGUCUGUGUAGGUUUUCUCUGGGUACUCUGGUCUCCUCCCACCUCCAGAGACAUGCUCGUUAGGUUAAUUGGUGACUCUAAAUUGACCCUAAGUGUGAGUGAGAGUGGUUGUUUGUCUCAGCUGGGAUAGACUCCAGCAACCCCCGUGACCCUAGUGAGGGUCAGCAGCAAUAGAGGAUGAGAUGAGAUUAAACAAUAACGAAAUAAUUAAAACAGAUUAUGAGACGAUCUUUAUUGUUGUAAAAGUAUUGUAAAAGAAAUUUGAAUUAAAUCAUGUGGUCUCUUUUAUUUUAAAUUAACAAUUGAAUGAUCAUUGUCACCUUGUUCAAUAAACACAAAAGCAAAGUU
Mugil cephalus (flathead mullet) is the source of this 2121-nucleotide messenger RNA. RefSeq lists its product as uncharacterized. The coding region runs from base 561 to 1253 and encodes 230 amino acids. The record is from RefSeq and is a predicted model, not a curated record. Lineage: Eukaryota; Metazoa; Chordata; Actinopteri; Mugiliformes; Mugilidae. The transcript is spliced from 5 exons.